GUGGGUCCACGUGGGUGAGGAGAUGGCGGCGGUGGAGGCGAUGGCGCGGCUCCUGAUCCAGUUCCGCGAUGAGUCCGGCCAGGCCCUGGGCUCGCCCUUCGACGUCCCCGCAGACAUCACCCCACAGAAGCUCCAGCUCGUCUGCCACGCCCUCCUCCAACAGGAGGAUCCGCUGCCCUUGGCCUUCUUUGUGGGCGACUCCGAAAUCGUCGCCUCCUUGGAGAAGACGCUGUGCGGCCAGGCCGUGGAGACGGAGCGCGUGCUGGACGUGGUCUACCAGCCGCAGGCCGUGUUCCGGGUCCGGGCCGUCACGCGCUGCACCAGCUCCUUGGAGGGACACAGCGAGGCCGUCAUCGCCGUCGCCUUCAGCCCCACCGGCAAAUACCUUGCCAGCGGCUCUGGUGACACCACCGUGCGCUUCUGGGACCUCAACACUGAGACGCCGCACUUCACAGCUAAAGGCCACCGCCAUUGGGUCUUGAGCAUCGCUUGGUCUCCCGAUGGAAGGAAGCUGGCGUCCGGUUGCAAGAACGGCCAGAUCUUCCUGUGGGACCCGCAGACGGGGGCGCAGCUGGGCCGGGCGCUGGCGGGGCACGCCAAGUGGAUCACCUCGCUCUGCUGGGAGCCCUUGCACCGGAACCCCGAGUGCCGGCUCCUGGCCAGCGGCUCCAAGGACGGGAGCGUGCGCGUGUGGGACACGGUGGCCGGGCGCUGCGAGCGGAUCCUGACGGGGCACACGCAGUCCGUGACGGGCGUCAAGUGGGGAGGGGAGGGGCUGCUCUACUCCUCCUCCCAGGACCGCACCAUCAAGGCCUGGAGGCCCCACGACGGCGUUUUGUGCCGCACUUUGCAGGGCCACGCGCACUGGGUGAACGCCAUGGCGCUCAGCACGGACUACGUUCUGCGGACGGGGGCCUUUGAGCCGGCCGAGGCCUCCGUCAACCCCCAGGACGUCCAAGGAUCCCUGGCGGAAAUCCAGGAGAAAGCCUUGCGGAGAUACAACCAAGUCCGGGGCCAGGGUCCCGAGCGGCUGGUCUCCGGCUCGGACGACUUCACGCUCUUCCUGUGGUCGCCGGCCGAGGACAAGAAGCCGCUGGCGAGGAUGACCGGCCACCAAGCGCUCGUCAACCAGGUCGUCUUUUCGCCCGACACCCGCCUCGUGGCCAGCGCCUCCUUCGACAAGUCCGUCAAGCUGUGGGACGGCAAGACCGGGAAGUACCUGGCCGCCCUGCGAGGCCACGUCUCCGCCGUGUACCAAAUCGCGUGGUCCGCCGACAGCCGCUUGCUGGUGAGCGGGAGCAGCGACAGCACCCUCAAAGUGUGGGACGCCAAGACGCGGAAGCUGGCCGUCGAUUUGCCGGGACACGCGGACGAGGUGUAUGCGGUGGACUGGAGUCCCGACGGCCAGCGCGUGGCAAGCGGAGGGAAGGAUAAAUGUCUCCGGAUAUGGCGGAGAUAGCGGUGUGGGCGGGAGCCGUUCUGCUCUGCCGUUCGUUCGUCCAUCCAGCCCGGAUGCGGCCUUGUCGUCCCAGAAUUCACGGCUUGAGAAACGCGGACGCUCCCCUCUCUUGCUCAG
Anolis sagrei ordinatus is the source of this 1576-nucleotide messenger RNA. The record is from RefSeq and is a predicted model, not a curated record. Lineage: Eukaryota; Metazoa; Chordata; Lepidosauria; Squamata; Anolidae.